AUGCUUGGGAAUGUGCUAGCACGAAAGCGAGGCCGCAGAAAGAAGAGGAAUUCUCUGACACCUCAGAUUGAACAUUAUGCUUCUCCGUGUAAACAAGAAGCACACCCGUCUGACGAUGUGAAACCAUGCCAAAAUGUCCAAAACCGUCGAAAUAAUUCGAGAAGAGCCGUACAAGAUGUGUCGAACCACAAGAUCACCGAGUUUUUCCCUGUGAGGAGAAGUUCUCGAAAGACUGGGAAACAACUCGAGGUUGGCACAUGCUUUGAAAUGUCCAUUUAA
This is a messenger RNA of Cooperia oncophora, 279 nucleotides long. The record is from the annotation of a GenBank genome assembly. NCBI's taxonomy places the organism in Eukaryota, Metazoa, Nematoda, Chromadorea, Rhabditida, Trichostrongylidae.